AUGCCUCAUGGUCAGAAGAGUAAGCUCCAUGCCCGUCAGAAGUGCCAGCGUACCCGUAUUGAAACCCAGGGCCUCAAGGGUGCUGAGGCCUCUGCUGCCAAGGUGGAAGGGUCUCCCUCUUCCUCUUCUGUUUUGGGGAAUACCUCCCAGAGCUCCCCUGCGGUUCGCAUUUUGCAAGAGUGUAAGAAAGACCCAGUCACUGCCACUACUAUUGCAGCUAUUUUAGCCAGAAAAUCUAAUGGAGGUGCCAAGUCCCAACAGGAGAAAAAUCCAAGCACUGACAACGAAGAAACUCUCUAUAUGAACUCAAAGAAAGAUCCUCUCUCCUUGAAGGUGAGCCUUUUGGUGGAGUUCAUGAUCGAUAAGUAUAAAAAUAAAGAGCCCAUUAUGAAGACAGAGAUGCUGCAGCUUCUUAACGAAAAUUAUGAGGAUCAAUUCCCUGAGAUCCUGAGGAGAGCCAAGGAUCGCAUGGAGCUGAUCUUUGGCCUUGAAUUGAAGGAAGAUAGCCCCAACAGUAACUCCUGUCACUUCGUCAGCAUGUUGAAUAUUGCCAAAGGAAGAAGUCUAACUGGAGGCAGCAGCUUGCCCAACACAGGUCUGGCGAUGACACUCUUGGGCAUUAUCUUCAUGAAUGGCAACCGAGUCAGUGAAGAUGAACUCUGGGAAUUCCUGGGUUUGUUGGACAUCUAUGCUGGAAAAGUGCAUUCAAUUUUUGGGGAGCCCAGGAAGUUUAUAACCAAAGAUUUGGUGAUGGAAAGGUUUCUCAAGAGAGACAUCAUGCCUCGUGGUCAGAAGAGUAAGCUCCGUGCCCGUGAGAAGCGCCAACGUGCCCGUAUUGAAACCCAGGACCUCCAGGGUGCUGAGGCCUCUGCUACCAAGGUAGAAGGGUCUCCCUCUCCCUCUUCGGUUUUGGGGAAUACCCCCCAGAGCUCCCCUGUGGCUCACAUUUUGCAAGAGUGUAAGAAAGGCCCAGUCACUGCCACUACUAUUGCAGCUAUUUUAGCCAGAAAAUCUAAUGGAGAUGCCAAAUCCCAACAGGAGAAAAAUCCAAGCACUGACAACGAAGAAUCUUUCUAUAUGAAUUCAAAGAAAGAUCCUCUCUCCUUGAAGGUGAGCCCUUUGGUGGAGUUCAUGAUCGAUAAGUAUAAAAAUAAAGAGCCCAUUAUGAAGACAGAGAUGCUGCAGCUUCUCAACGAAAAUCAUGAGGAGCAAUUCCCUGAGAUCCUGAGGAGAGCCAAGGAUCGCAUGGAGCUGAUCUUUGGCCUUGAAUUGAAGGAAGAUAGCCCCAACAGUAACUCCUGUCACUUCGUCAGCAUGUUGAAUAUUGCCAAAGGAAGAAGUCUAACUGGAGGCAGCGGCUUGCCCAAGACAGGUCUGGCGAUGACACUCUUGUGCAUAAUCUUCAUGAAUGGUAACCGAGCUACUGAAGAUGAACUCUGGGAAUUCCUGGGUUUGUUGGGCAUCUAUGCUGGAAAGGUGCACUCAAUUUUUGGGGAUCCCAGGAAGUUUAUAACCAAAGAUUUGGUGAUGGAAGGAUACCUGGUGUUCCGGAAAGUGCCCAAGAGUGAUCCUCCAUGCAAUGAAUUCCUUUGGGGUCCACGAGCUUAUGCUGAAACCACCAAGAUGAAAGCCCUUCAAGUUUUGGCCAAGAUCAACAAUACAGUUCCCAGCUCCUUCCCUGCUCUGUAUGAAGAAGCUUUGAGAGAUGAGGAAGAGAGAGCCCAAGCCAGAGCUGUUAAUGCGAGAGCCGGUGCACGUUCCAGGGGCAAGUAG
Chrysochloris asiatica (Cape golden mole) is the source of this 1773-nucleotide messenger RNA. Its product is annotated as melanoma-associated antigen B4-like. Gene Ontology annotation, cellular component: nucleus. NCBI's taxonomy places the organism in Eukaryota, Metazoa, Chordata, Mammalia, Afrosoricida, Chrysochloridae. Gene Ontology annotation, biological process: negative regulation of transcription by RNA polymerase II. The record is from RefSeq and is a predicted model, not a curated record. Bases 1 to 1773 code for a protein of 590 amino acids. The transcript is spliced from 2 exons.